Messenger RNA from Clarias gariepinus (North African catfish), 2271 nucleotides. RefSeq names its product phosphatidylinositol 4-kinase type 2 alpha (gene pi4k2a). Bases 98 to 1441 code for a protein of 447 amino acids. The transcript is spliced from 9 exons. Gene Ontology annotation, cellular component: plasma membrane; endosome; trans-Golgi network. Lineage: Eukaryota; Metazoa; Chordata; Actinopteri; Siluriformes; Clariidae. The record is from RefSeq and is a predicted model, not a curated record. Gene Ontology annotation, biological process: endosome organization; phosphatidylinositol phosphate biosynthetic process; Golgi organization. Gene Ontology annotation, molecular function: 1-phosphatidylinositol 4-kinase activity.
GGAAGCCGCAGGUCAGGAGACUUGUUUAGUUUGAGUAGCUUGUUGUGUUGGAGCUGUUUAACCCGCGAGCGCUUUUCCUCCGGCUCUCUUCUCCGCCAUGGAUGAAACGAGUCCGCUCGUGUCUCCGCUGCGCGACUCCGCAGACUUCGGUGCUUUCUCCGCCGAGCCGGCGAGUCCCCGCGGCGGGUUAGGCGGCGCUCCGGGCACGGUCAUCCGCGUCCCGGCUGGGAGUCCCGGGCGCAGCCGGGAGAGGCAGCCCCUCCUGGAGCGGGACCGGGGCGGAUCUCCGCGGGACCCGCACAGGAACGAGUUCCCGGAGGAUCCGGAGUUCAGGGAGAUCAUCCGCAAGGCGGAAAGAGCCAUCGAGGAGGGGAUCUACCCCGAGCGGAUCUACCAGGGAUCCAGCGGGAGCUACUUCGUCAAAGACUCGCAGGGGAAGAUCAUCGGCGUGUUCAAGCCGAAGAACGAGGAGCCGUACGGUCAGCUGAACCCCAAGUGGACCAAGUGGCUGCAGAAGCUGUGCUGUCCCUGCUGCUUCGGCCGAGACUGUCUCGUCCUCAACCAGGGCUACCUGUCCGAGGCCGGAGCUAGCCUAGUGGACCAGAAACUGGAGCUCAACAUCGUGCCAAGGACCAAGGUGGUGUACUUGGCGAGCGAGACGUUUAACUACAGUGCCAUAGACAGGGUGAAGUCUCGGGGAAAGCGACUGGCUCUGGAGAAAGUGCCAAAAGUGGGGCAGCGCUUUCACAGGAUCGGCCUGCCUCCGAAAGUCGGCUCCUUCCAGCUCUUCGUAGACGGUUAUAAAGACGCAGAUUUCUGGCUGCGGCGGUUCGAGACCGAGCCGUUACCCGAAAACAACAACCGGCAGCUCCAGCUCCAGUUCGAGAGGCUCGUGGUGCUGGAUUACAUCAUCAGGAACACGGAUCGAGGCAACGACAACUGGCUCAUAAAGUACGACUGCCCCAUGGACCUAUCAGGGAACAGGGAUAGUGACUGGGUGGUGGUGAAGGACCCCAUCAUUAAAAUAGCAGCCAUCGAUAACGGCCUGGCGUUUCCCCUUAAACACCCGGACUCCUGGAGAGCCUAUCCGUUCUACUGGGCGUGGCUCCCUCAGGCCAAGGUGGCGUUCUCACAGGAGAUCAGGGAGCUGGUUCUGCCCAAACUGGCCGACCCCAACUUCAUCAAAGACCUCGAGGAGGACCUGUACGAGCUCUUUAAGAAAGAUCCAGGUUUUGACAGAGGCCAAUUCCACAAACAGAUCUCAGUAAUGAGAGGACAGAUCCUGAACCUGUCCCAGGCCCUGAAGGACAGUAAAUCCCCCCUGCAGCUGGUACAGAUGCCCCCCGUGAUCGUGGAGACGGCCCGGGCGCCGCAGCGCGCCAACACCGAAUCCUACACGCAGAGUUUCCAGAGCAGACGGCCGUUCUUUACGUGGUGGUAAUGAUGACGUGUCGCUGUGGGCGUGGCUGUGGGCGUGGCUAACCCGAGACCUGCUGCUCUUCCUCAUGAACUGCGCUCGGUACGGAACAGAGACUCAAAGCUUGGAUGACAGGAGCAGAGGACCUCUUCCUUCUUGGCCAUCUUUCCCCCCCAGAACCAAAAUCGGCGAUUCUUGUUGCUCUUUAAAGAGAAGCAUUAUGUUAAUAAAGGUACACACUGACCUGCCAAACUGUGUGCACAUUGACACACACACACACACACACACACGUGCCAUUACACUGUAGCUACACUGAUGGUGGACGUGGGCAUUUCCCUGCAGCUCUGUCUCUCUCCUCUCGCCUGUGCUGUCGCCCUCUGGCUGUGUGGAGGACGAACUGCAUGUCUGUAAAGACUUUACCUAAAAAUGUGCAACUGACAACAACAGCGACAAAAGAAAAUGCCACAAGUUUCUCUGUGUAGAGCUUCUCUCUCUCACAUGGCUUAUGUUUUUUUUUUUUUUUUUUUUUACAUCUUUGCAAACUUUUGUUGGAUUUUUCUGCCUUGCCUAUGUUUUAUUUCUCUUUUUUUUUCCCCCUGCCUACUUUACAUCAUGCGUAUGUACCAGACUGAGCAUGUGCACAAACACUGGAACACCCCAUAUUCCUAAUCUCCCCCUCCGCCCCCAUUAUUCCUAAAAAGCAGGACCUUUUUUUUAUUAUUAUUAUUAUUAUUAUUAACAUCAACGAGUCAACAAAACUGACCUUAAAAUGCCGCGGCGAUGCAGUGUAUAAAUCUGUAUGUAAUGUACUGUAAUGUAAUGUAAUUUAGCAAGAAUAUAUAAGCUAUAACAAA